Molecule: messenger RNA, 1257 nt
Organism: Eublepharis macularius
Lineage: Eukaryota; Metazoa; Chordata; Lepidosauria; Squamata; Eublepharidae
Product: olfactory receptor 14A16-like
Exons: 3
Coding region: 1-1257 (418 amino acids)
Biological process (GO): G protein-coupled receptor signaling pathway
Cellular component (GO): membrane
Molecular function (GO): olfactory receptor activity; G protein-coupled receptor activity; odorant binding
Source: RefSeq, a predicted model, not a curated record
AUGCCAUACCAGGCUGAAUAUUUCCAUCCUCAUUUUCCUCAUGUUCAUGCCUUCAGGGAUCAGUUGCCUGAAGAUAUCCCAGUGAAACUGGAAUCGAUGCUGAUCAAGGUGUUCUUCAUGUUAGACAGGGAACAGGCCCUCCUCUGGGAAAUGUAUACCUUUAUAAGAGCCAUGUUAAACGCAACUUGCAGCCUGGUUUCUGUAUUCCUGUUCCUCCUGAACAAUCAUUUCUGUGCUUUUCUUUUUAACAGAGAGAUGUAUCUGAGGCAGAAAAUCUCCAACCAAAGUUCUGUGAGUGAAUUCCUGCUUAUAGAAUUUUCUAAUGUGAGGGAGCUUCAGAUACUCCAUUUUUCCAUGUUUCUCCUAAUUUACUUGACAACCUUGAUGGGAAAUCUUCUCAUCAUUAUAACUGUAGUCCUUGACCGCCACCUUCAUUCUCCUAUGUAUUUCUUUCUUGGAAACCUUUCUAUUGUCGACCUCUCCUACAUCUCUGUUACCAUUCCCAAAUCCAUGGUGAAUGCCUUAACCAACACCAGACAGAUCUCAUUCUCAGGAUGUGUUGCUCAGGUCUACUUGGUCAUCACUCUGGCUGAUACAGAACUAUUCUUACUCACAGCCAUGGCUUAUGAUCGCUAUGCAGCCAUCUGCCACCCUUUGCAUUACAGAGUGAUCAUGAACUGGAGUGUUUGUGGAGAGAUGGCAGCUGGCUGCUGGGUUGGAAGCAUGCUCUAUUCUGUUGUGCAUACCAUGAAUACAUUCCGGUUGUCCUUCUGUCGAUCCAAUGUCAUUGGUCAGUUUUUCUGUGAUGUCCCACAGCUCCUGAAGAUCUCCUGUUCAGACACACAUGCCAACGAUAUCUUAAUUUUUGUCCUGGGUUAUUCAUUAGCUUUUCUAUGUUUUUCUGUCAUAGCCAUUUCCUAUGUUUACAUCUUCUCUACUGUUCUGAAGAUCCCUUCUGCCCAGGGAAAGUACAAAGCUUUCUCCACUUGCCUCCCACACCUGAUCAUCGUCUGUCUGUUUCUUGGCACUGGAGCUUUUACAUACACAAGACCAAAGUCAGCGUCCUCAGUGGGUCGGGACCUUGUAGCUGCUAUUCUCUAUUCUGUGGUACCACCUUUGAUCAAUCCAAUCAUUUACAGUCUAAGGAAUAAGGAGCUAAAAGAGGCUUUGAGAAAACUGAUAAGAAGACUAAGGUUUCCUGCAACUGAUCCCAAGGAGGCUUUAGAAACUCUGAACCAGUGCCUGGAGGCAGUUUAG